AUGGCGUCCGCUCCGCUCGACGAGCCACCAAAACUCCGCUGCGAAUCUCCCUCGCCCGAUAGCUCGCCAACUCCAGCCCUUCAUGCCCGGCCCGAGCUAUCUCGCUGCCUAUCUAUCGCUUCUUCCGCCUCACACGGUUCAGCAACCACCGACGCCAGCCAUAUGCGUGAAUCGCUUGGCAGUGAUAUCUCGGCUUUCUCGCGCCACUCCUCGGGCAGUUACCAAUCUUCGCGUCGGUCCGACAUCAGCAAUGCCAGCUUUGGGCCCCCCCUCAUGCCGUUGUCCCGUCAGUCCACGGGCAGUUUUGAUACUAGGUCCGUUUCCGGUUUGAGUCGACGGAGGGGCUACAUGCGCCCUCAGGCGACCGAUUUCGCCGCCAGCGCGAGAUCGAGGGAGAGCGUAUUGAGUUUGGGAAGCAUCGCGCAUCUGCAGUAUUACUUCGCAAGAACAGGUUUACUGGAUGGUAAGGGGGGACAGCUGGCCAGGAAAAGGAAACAAAAGGCCCAAACUUUGGACCUAUCGGCUCUGGAUACCUCAUCCUUCCUCAACCCAAGGCUUAGCGGCAGUGAUGUCGAUUCCAGCUACGCAUCAAUGGGGAGCAGCCCAGAUCUCGCUGCCUCUUCGCUGGGCGGUGGGUUCGCCGCUGGGGCGGCCGGUGUCGGUGCGGGGCCGAUCGUAGAAUCGCCUAUCGAGGAGCACCAAGAGGACGAAGAGAACUACUACGACGACUUCGAGGAGCCAGAUCCGCACAUGCUACCCCCGACAGCAAGCACAUAUAACUACAGAGAAAAACCUCUGCCUAGGCCGCCGUCCAUCGUCGAACUCAAGGCCGACCUGACUAGCACGUUAACUGCCGCCUCCGAGGCACUGACUAAGGCCAAGGAGGUCAAACCACCCGAGUCUACGCCUACCUCUACACCGACCUCGUCCCCAUCGCAUGCUCGCCAGCCCUCCAACCCCCACGGCACUGCGCGGUCCCCUCCCGGCUGGCACGAGAUCCAAGGGAUGCAUAUCCUCGACGUCAUGACGCUCGCCAUCCGCGCCGCCAAGGUCUACUACACUGCCCAUGAGCAGCCGGACCGGCUCGACGCUAUCAAGUCCGAGAAACAGCUGAGGUCCGAACUGCUGACCGUCAUGGACGUACUGAAACGGAUGGCUACGCGGGGCUUCGUAGGCGGCAUGCGCGACGACGAGUUCGCCGCCAUGGACGGCUGGACCGCGUCCGUGCGGAGAAUGCUCGCUGAUGAAGAGGAGAUGGAAGCCGCUGAGGCGGCGGAGAGGCAGUCGUGGACAUGGCUGCAGGACGAAGGGUGGGAGGGAAGACAGUUCGAGAGGGAGUACGCCUUCAUGGAGUCCAUGCUAGCCGGGGGCGGCCCCAUCGUCAGCAGCGCCGGCGGCCUCCCCAGCCCGGGCCUCAGCAGUCCCAUCGACCCUGCCCAGGAGCCCAGCUUCCCAACGACAGCAGCACCCUCCCCCACGGCUGCCAUCGCCACCGAACCCCUACCCCGCUGGACGCCCAUCGACCGCAGCCGGCCGGCGUCGGAGCAGGAGCUGCCGACGCCCUUCCUGGAGGCGCUGCGCAGCGGCGUCCGGCUCGUGCACCUGCACAACUGCGCGGUGCGGCGGUCGCGGCGGCGCUUCGGGGCCAUCCCGACGUUCCACACGGACACGCAGAAGCCGUACCGCGCGGCCGACAACCUGCGCUACUGGGCCAAGGCGGCCGAGCUGCGCUGGGAGGUGCUGCUGCGUCUCGACGCCCUCGCCGUCGUCAACGGCACCCCGCCCGAGGCCUGGCUUGAGUUUGAGGACGCCAUCCUCGCCUGGUGCCGCAGGGUCCGCGAGGAGAUCACCGCCGAUGUCCGGGCCGGCUGA
Phialemonium atrogriseum is the source of this 1872-nucleotide messenger RNA. RefSeq lists its product as uncharacterized. The coding region runs from base 1 to 1872 and encodes 623 amino acids. NCBI's taxonomy places the organism in Eukaryota, Fungi, Ascomycota, Sordariomycetes, Cephalothecales, Cephalothecaceae. The record is from RefSeq and is a predicted model, not a curated record. The transcript has a single exon.